Exophiala dermatitidis NIH/UT8656 is the source of this 537-nucleotide messenger RNA. RefSeq lists its product as uncharacterized. The record is from RefSeq and is a predicted model, not a curated record. The coding region runs from base 1 to 537 and encodes 178 amino acids. NCBI's taxonomy places the organism in Eukaryota, Fungi, Ascomycota, Eurotiomycetes, Chaetothyriales, Herpotrichiellaceae. The transcript is spliced from 2 exons.
AUGGCCACGCGUGGGAGUAUCUACGAUGCAGUGACUGAGGUCAAAGACAAGGUCACAGGCACAGAACGUUCACAGUCAGGUGAAGAGCCACUGUCUGGCGUUCAAGGUGAAGGCACCCUUGCGGACCCGUACGACCAAGGGAACGUCGAACGUCCAAGUGAAUCUGGGGAAGAGCCUCCUUCAGGAAUACAAGGCAAGGGAACAGCUACGGACCCCUAUGAUGCCGGAAAUGCACCAGAGAAUCUAACGAGCUCUCAAUCUCACACCACAACGUCUGCACCGUCCACAAACCCCUUCAUUACUACGACCACGGUCUCUGACACUUCUGCAGCUCCCAAGUCGGCAACAAGUGACGCCACAACAGAGACACGAGGUCGUGACCCACUGAAGGCUCCCCGGCGAGAGGAAAAUUAUGAGGUUAGUCCAGGUACCCUGCCGGAUGGCACGCAUGCACAAACCAGUGGUGAUCGUGGCGAGGGUUAUGAACCAGGAAGAUUGAGUAGACUGAAAGGCAAACUAGCAUUCGGUAAACAUUAA